Salvia splendens (bonfire salvia) is the source of this 1332-nucleotide messenger RNA. RefSeq names its product NAC domain-containing protein 43. Gene Ontology annotation, biological process: regulation of DNA-templated transcription. The coding region runs from base 119 to 1102 and encodes 327 amino acids. Gene Ontology annotation, molecular function: DNA binding. The transcript has 3 exons. Lineage: Eukaryota; Viridiplantae; Streptophyta; Magnoliopsida; Lamiales; Lamiaceae. The record is from RefSeq and is a predicted model, not a curated record.
ACCUCGCCAAAGCUUUUCACUCACACAAAUACAUCUCCUCCCCUUUAUAUCCCAUCUCUCCACACACCAACUUCAAAGCACGUCUAUUUCUCAGCUUAUUGCCUCGAUCUCUAAAGACAUGAAUCUAUCCGUGAAUGGCAAUUCCAAGGUUCCCCCGGGCUUCCGCUUCCACCCCACCGAGGAGGAGCUCCUCCACUACUACCUCCGCAAGAAAGUAGCCGCCGAGAAAAUCGACCUCGACGUCAUCCGUGACGUCGACCUCAAUAAGCUCGAGCCAUGGGAGAUUCAAGAGAAAUGCAAGAUAGGUUCGACACCACAGAACGACUGGUAUUUCUUUAGCCACAAGGACAAGAAGUACCCGACCGGGACAAGGACGAACCGCGCCACGGCUGCCGGAUUCUGGAAGGCCACCGGGAGGGACAAGGUCAUCCACAGCAACCUCCGGCGGAUUGGAAUGCGGAAGACUCUGGUUUUCUACCGCGGGAGAGCCCCCCACGGCCAGAAAUCCGACUGGAUCAUGCACGAGUAUCGGCUCGACGACAUCUCACCUCUCGACUCCACCAAUGUGUCAAGCCUGGCCGGUGACAUGGGGCCGGAGGAAGGGUGGGUGGUGUGCCGCGUAUUCAAAAAGAAGAACUACCACAAGUCCUUACAGAGCCCUCUGACAUCUUCAGCCUCAAUCAUGCCACAAAACGACGCCGUUCUGGAUCAACUACUCAUGUACAUGGGAAGAUCCACCUCCUGCAAGCAGGAAACCGAUCCCAUUAUGCACUUCCCCGGUCAGUCCACCGCCGGCUUCCUGCACCUCCCAGAGCUCCAGAGUCCGGCCAUGAACAUCAACGAAGACAUCAACUUCAAGCCUCCUUCAAAUGAGAUAGGAAUGGCGUCGUCCGACUGGGCCACGCUGGACCGGCUAGUGGCGUCACAGCUCAACGGGCAGCCUCGCGGAAGCGAUGAAUUCGCCUUCUCGUUCGAUCAGGAUGAUCAGGUGCAGCAAUUGAUGAACAUGAAUAACUUGGAUAGGGGUAACGAGACGGAUUUGUGGGCAUUCGCCAGAUCAUCGUCGUCGUCGUCGGACCCACUGUGCCACUUGUCCGUAUGAUAAUGAUGCUGAGAUAUUAGGGUUUGGGUGAUAAUCAUAUUGAAAUUGAAAAAACUUAUACUACGUUUGUUGAUGUGUAAGUUAUAGGGGAAUGGAAUAGCUAGUAUGAGAUACUACUACUUACAUUACAUACAUAUAUAAAACUGCAGUAUCUUUGUACCCAAUAAUUAUUUGUGAUGAGCCGUCAUUGUCUAGUUAUAUACGUGAAUAUAUACAUGAAAAUUGAAAAA